GGCUCUGCGCCGCGGCCGCUGCGGCUGCGGGCGGGUGGACAGGACCAGAUAUAGACGCUCUUGAAGCGGAACGCGCCGUGUGGGAGAUAGGCGACGUUAUUGAGGUCGGCCUCUGGCACGAGGGCGAUCAGUUUGGGGCAGGUUGUGGAACAGGGGUUCUACAAGUACUGGAGCAUGGUCCUCGGGCCAGGCUCUUCGAGGCCAAGCUGCACGCCGUCGAGGGCGGCUACUACAGUUGGUGGCUCUUCGAGAGCUCGCAGCCGGCCAACCCUGGGCUUCACCGGGCUACGGCAGGGAAGGGGGGCGACGACGAGAUUCUUUUCCGGGGCCGCAUGGUUACGCCAGUCUACCGCUGGCGUGUUCUUGGCAAGGCCGGGGAGCGGCCCAACCUGGAGGCCGUGCCGUGGCUUACGGAGCCCCGCCAGAAGGAGAUCUUCGACAACUUGGUACCGCUGGAAGGCGCCCCGGCCGCUCUGGACGGGGGCGGAGCCGUUCCUGCUACCCCCCGCGCCAGCGAGCCGCGUGAUGGGGGUCGUCAGGAGGAGCACGGGGAUGCAGCGAGGCCGAGGCUGAUUGGUGGGAGGCGCCCAGACGACAUCUCAGACGAUCUCCGGCGCCUCGCGGACAGCGUGGAGAGAGGCGGCGUUCCGCGUCGGGAUGCGCCUCGCGACCGGGAUCGCCGGGGUGAGCAGGCGGGGGCGUUCAGUAAAGCUCCGCCGGCUCGUCCGGCGGACUGGGGCGGCCGCGGGCGCGACCCCUCGCGGUCGCCUCUGGCCCGGCGGCGUCGUCCUGACCCCGAUCGCGGCUGGAGGGCCGGAGAGCAUGACGAUCGCGGCGACGGCAACGGCCUCGACGGCGAGCGGCGCCGGGGAAGGAGCCGCGAAGGUCGCGCGCGCGUCCGGGAGCGGAGCCAGGGCCGGCAGCGGCUCGUGGCGGCGCCGCGCGCGGCAACCCGGGGCCAGGCGUUCGCGACCUCAGCCGAGGCCACGGCGCUCGAGGUCUCCGUCCCGGGCCAGGCGGGCCAGAACGAGGAGCCGCAAAUGGCGGACAAGGUCAGGGAGGGGGAGGCGAUCGCCUGGGACAAGUACGAGCACCCAGCAGCCGCGAAGUCCUAUUACCUUCGCGUGUUGAAGCCUCUCACGGGGGCGGGGCUGCGGAACAACCGGGAGAUGGCCACUCUGACCGUCGCGCUGGACCAUCUUGCCCUGGGAAGGACGGCCUUCGCGGCGGACGUCUUGACCAUGAGGCUGAAAUCAGUCGAGAUGGCCAGCAGGGGCGGCCAUUGGGAGAGGGCGCAAUUCUUGGAGCUGGCGGAGAAGGACGACACAACGUUCACCAGCCAGGCGGAGGAGGCCAUGGUUGCCCAGGAGGUGAGCACCCAGCGGAAGCUGAGCGGGGUAGGAAAAGGAUCUGGCUCCAGCAGCGGCUGGGGGAACUACGGGGGCGCCUCGUGGGGCUCCGGAAAAGGGGGGAAGGACAAGGGUCACUACCAGGAGGACAAGGGCACGAGCAAGGGCGGCAAGCACACGAAGGCGAAGGGGAGCAGGCUCGAACUUCUGCCCCUCAGCUUGGACCUCGCCGAAGAUUUCUGGAGAGAGCCGGGCGGUGCUCGCGGCGCGGGCACCGAGGCAGGCGAGGGAACCCUUCUCCUUGCCAAGGCCUCUUUGCACGCCUUGAAUUACUUGUCGUGCGCAGGCUGGGCGGCAACUCCGGUGUGCUUGUCCCCCGCCCCGGCUCUGACUGGAGCGCAGCGCCGGACGCUGGCCCAUCUGCGGGAAGCAGCUGCGGACUUGUGGGGCGCCUCCGUAACCCCCUUCGAUGCCGGCGAUGUCCGGGAUGAGCCACGUAGCAAGAGGGUUGGCUACUCCGGGGAGGUCGUCUCUAGGCGUCGGGACUUGAUCUCGGCAAAAGUUAUUCCUGCAUGGCCGUCGCCAGAGAAAGCGUGCAUCCUGCCCAUCGUCGAUUUCGUGUCGGAGGAGCUCCGGGGCGAUCUUCUGCACCCCGAUCGGCGUCUCUUACCUCGCGUCGAGUGGCCCGCGGUCACGCCGCGCUCGCGCGUCCACGCGGAGGAUGCCGAGUGGUAUAGCUUGGUGCGCGCGGCCAGCGCGCGCGGGAUGUUCGCGCCGGUCGACGACGGCAGCGUCUUCCGCGAUGGGAAGGGACAACGGGUUUUGAACGGCGCGAUGGGCGUAGACAAAAUCAAGCAUGUCGGGGGCGAGAAAGUUGAGCUUAUGAGGUUCAUCUGCGUCUUUGUCCCCAUUAAUGCGUUCUUGAGGCGCCUCCGGGGCGAUAGUAGGCUCCUUCCGUAUGUUGGCCAACUUGGGUUGACGGUUUUGGAGGACGACGAAAUUUUUCUGGUAGAUUCGGAAGAUAUGGAGUCAUGUUUCAAUUUAUUUUAUAUGCCAGAUUCUUGGUUGGGCAUGUUCACAUUCGAGAAGAAGGUGCCCAUGAGCGCAUUCGGAGGGGAUGCCAACAUCAUGACCUAUGUGGGGAUGCGUGCCGCCCCGAUGGGGUGGGUUGGCGCCGUGGACGUCAUGCAGUUCAUGGCCCGGUCGCUGGUGUUCCAGACUGCGGCUGUCCCUGCAGGGACCGAGUUACGCAAGGAUAGCCGCGUGCCCUCGGACGACGUCGCCGUGGUGUGCAUGGACGGUUUCGACCACUUGUCCAAGGUAAAAGUAUUAUUGGAUGAGGUCGCGGAGGCGUCGCCUGGCGAGCGUCGCCCCCCGGCCAUGGAGAGGUUCGUGGCGGCGUGCCGCUCCCGGGGGAUACCCCUGAAUGCAGGCAAAUCGUUGGUCCGUGCGUUACGGGCCGGCAUCCUGGGCGGAGAGCUCGACGGGUUGCGGGGGCGACUGCUCCACAGUAGGGAAAAGUCCUUGAAGCUCAUAACGAAGUGCCUCGUGCUUGCAGGCGAGCCCACCUGGUCGGCAGGGGAGGCUCAGCACUGGUCGGGCCUCUUCUGCUUCGCGGCGGGUUCCAGGAGGCCGUUAUUCUCUGUGCUGCAGGACGUUUUCCCGUUCAUCCAGAACUGCGCCCUCGCGGGGGGAGCGCAGGUUCCCCCGGACAGCGUCCUGGACGAAGUCUUAGUCGGUGGAGCUCUGUUGCCUCUUGCCUUCGUGAACCUCCGCGCGCGCAUUUCAGGCGUCGCGAGCACUUCUGACGCGUCGGAGAGCGGGGGCGGGGCUGCCGAGGCGACGCGCUUCGUCGACAUGCUUGGGCCGGGCCGCCCCGAGCUCGCUGAGGCCUGGUCCGCGGGCCUAGCGGAGGAGCCGUUCCUGCAGCCGCGCCCCAAGGCUCUUCACCGCGCUUUCGACGGCAGCCGCUGCGGCUUACACGCUCGGGUGCUGCGCGGGGCGAGCGACCUCCCAGCCUGCUACAUCGAAGAGGAGGCGUUCUACCCGUUCGAGUUCUGCGACGCGUACGCGAAGUUGGUCGAAAGUGCACUUCGCGAGCUUCGCAUGGGUUCCCUUCCGGCUCAGCCAGGGGAGCGGGCUGACUGGGUAGCCCGCAGCCUGGCCGCCAGCACCAACCGUCUCCAAGAAAGCAUGGUGCAGGCCGAAGCCGUGUCAACCCUAGAUCGUAUGAUGGGCGCGCUGGCCCAAGGUCAGGAGCUGGCACAUCUCAGGAGUCUUCUUGGAGUCACUGAUUACAGGGGCUCAGAUGUAAGACUUCUUUCCAGCACCCUCCUGGACGGGUCCCCGCAACUGCUGCCGUACCCCGCUCCUGUUUGGGAUUGGCACGUGGUGCAGCGUUAUGCUUGGCGGCAGACGCAGCACAUCAACGUCUUAGAAUUUAUUGCAUUUCUGACUUACGUCCGGGCACGCGUCUCCAGCCCGGACCGGCAUGGAGAGCGGUUCUUCCAUAUAUUUGACUCCCGGGUUGCAUCUUGUGUUGCGGCCAAGGGGCGUUCGAGCGCGAGGGUGCUCAAUCGACCCCUGCGGCGGUAUGCGGCAGUAGCGUUGGCGGCUGAUUUGUACGCGCUGUGCUCGUGGACCAUCAGCGGCUGGAACUCGACCGAUGCAGCCAGUAGGCUGCUGGAGGGGGCUCCGGAGUUGGACAAUGGAGAGUAUAUCGACCACCUUUACCAAGACGAUUUGCCGCAGUAUUGGGGUAACGACUUGGCGUGCGGUUUCAAGCGCCUCUUUCCCCGCUCAAAGCGAAAGCUGGAAACCGCCACGCUUUACAUGACAAAUUGGGCUCAUUCAUCGCGGCGCCGGCGAGCGCUGCCGAUCUCCAGUGAUAUGGUCCAAGGCAUGGCCACAGUCGCUCUCCUCAGGCACUGGCCUCGCACAGCGACCGCUCUGCUGGUCGGUUUCACCGGCCUUCUCCGAUCUGGAGAGAUUGUCGCUGUUACGAAACGUCAAUUUACCGUCAUCGGUGGAGGGGCUGCGGUAGUCAUUGCACUCCCUGACAGUAAGGGGGCAAAGCGGCACGGCCAAGUCGAGCACGUUACAUUGUACGACCCUUUGGUAAUUACACUCCUACUUCGUGUCCUGACUCCGCUUGGCGAUGACGAGACCCUUUUCCCUGGCAACUUCGUGGCCCUCCAACAGCACAUCACAUGUUUGGCUCGGUUCUUCGGUCUGGAGAGCCAGAGGUUGACCCCGUACUGUCUAAGGCGCGGGGGCGCGACCUGGCACUUUACCGCGUUUGGGAGUUAUGACGCCACCCAAAGUUUGGGAAGGUGGGGUUCCUUGAAGCCCGCGCGAGGCUACAUUGACCAAGCGAUGGUUGACGUUGGCUCUUGGUCUGUGCCAGAGCAAGGACAAGAACGGCUGCGCCGCGCCGUCCAUUGCCUGCCCCCCCUACUUGCCCACCCUGGUCGAGGUGGCGGGGGGCCUGGCUGUGCCGUAGUGUCGCGUGCUCCUUGA
Molecule: messenger RNA, 4868 nt
Organism: Prorocentrum cordatum
Lineage: Eukaryota; Dinophyceae; Prorocentrales; Prorocentraceae
Source: the annotation of a GenBank genome assembly